Messenger RNA from Ectocarpus siliculosus, 2322 nucleotides. NCBI's taxonomy places the organism in Eukaryota, Phaeophyceae, Ectocarpales, Ectocarpaceae. The record is from the annotation of a GenBank genome assembly.
AUGCCACUCCUGAUCUUCCCAUGGAAGAUUCUGCUGCUGCUGGCGGCACUGCCCCUUCUUGAUUGCGCAGCAGCGAGAAAGGCGGCGGCUUCACGAAGUAGCACCAGGCCGAGAAGGGCAACGGCUGCAGGGAACCGUCCAGCUCCUGCUGCUCGCAGAAGAGCUUCGUCCGACUUCGGGGACUGGUCCAGCGGCGGCGGGAGUAGCGAGGAGGGCGGCGACAACGAUGAAUGGGAUUCUUACGACGAAGACGACGAUUUGUUCAACGAAGACGAGUUCGGCUAUCCGGCGGUGGGUACCGACGCCGGCAGGAGGACGCGCCAGCCGUCCUCGGACGACCUCGGCUACGAUACCGGGUCGUACGACUACUCCCAAGGAGAACAUGAGGAUGGUGGCUGGAGCAGCGAAGGCGGCGACGAACACUCCUGGGAGGACAACUACGAUGACGACGACGUUCUGGCAUCCCCGAAGGGCAGAAACAGCCGCGCGCCGUCGAGACGCCAGCCGCGCCCAUCGGCAUGGACCGGCGACGGCGCCGGCGGCAGCGGCCGGCGGCGGAGCGGAGCCAGGGGCUCGUCGCGGUACCAGCGGGGGAGGCGGCCGGCGGCGCCUACGACGAGGGGCUUCGCGGUGAGGAUGCCGGCGGUGAGCGGCGCCGCCAUUGCCUCGGCCCUGCGACAGAAGAUGGGCACGGCAGCGGAGGCAGUGGGACAAGCCGGGAGUCUCGCCGCCUCCACUUCCCAGAAACUCAAGCGCGAGGUGAAACUAGUCGUGAGUGGGAGCUGGGAGAGCGCCCUCCUCAAGGUGACCUGGCCAGACGACCUCCCUCCGGAUGAGACCCUGGUGCUAUCCAUGGUUGAUGCUGUCAAAACCUUCAAGAAGGAUCGGGACGUUACCAAGAACAGCGCGGAGCACAGGGUUUUGCUGCGGAAGCUGUGGGCCAAGAUGAGCGAGCCCGACUGGCGGACCGUUUCCAAAGCGGUCUACCUUUUCCACAGCAUCCUGAGAGACCUGCCCGUGGAGCACCACGCGAUCCUCAAGAUUUUUCUCGCAAAGAUGAGUCGGGAGUGGGACAAGAAGACCGCGUGCCGCUACUUCGACCUGGACGUGCUGUGCCGCGUUAGUGAGGAAGGAGAGGCAUUCCGCUCCUUCGUCGACCGUUACGGCACGUACGUCUUCAAGCGCGCGGAGGGCUUCAACGCUAGGUUCCAGGAGCUUGAUACGAUGCAGCGCGAGGAGGGAUGGGAGAACGUCGUCACCACCCUAGCGAAGGCACAGAAGGCGAUCGACCUCGGCGUGUCGUGCCAGCCGCAGCCGGAAGAGGAGACGGAGUUGACGGUGCUGUGCCUGAGGAACACGGCCCUCGACUUGCACCAGCUAUGGCGACGGUUUCACUCUUCUCUGGACUGGGUGCUGGAAGAGGCCGAAGACGGCGACUUGUUCGACGGCGCAGACUCGGCUAUGGUGGAGGAGUGCCUCAACGACUUCAAGGGUUUCUACAUGACCAGAUACGACGACGUGCUGACAUUCCUUCUGGACGCGGAAGAGCUGUUGGGCAUCUACGGCCUUCACGUUCCGGACCUGAGUCUCCCUGCCGCACACGGCUUCGAUACUCCCUCUACUCAGACAUCAACGGACAGCAACAGCGCGGUCGAAGAAGCAGAGGAGGUCGAGGAAGGUAGCAGCGGUAGCAGCGGCAACGAAGACGGAGGCAGCGAAAGCUCCGAAGAGAGUACCGCCGUAGAGACAGCGGUCGAGGCCGCUAGCGCUGCUGCUAGGCCGCGAAAGGCCACAACCGCUCCCGCCACUAGCAGCAAGACGGCAGCCUCGAGGGCGAAGGCCUACAGGGCGAGCAAAACUGCAUCCUCCCGAGGCUCGCCUAGCGUAUCCUACGGCGGAGGCGGCGGCAGCAGUAACCCAUCGGACGUGGCAUCAAAGGGGGGGAAUGACACCGUGAAAAACGCUGCCGUAAAGGGCGGCGGGGCAAGGAGGGGGGUGGAUCGGAAGCAGUCUGCGGUGCCCCCCGGGGUUGAACGCACGGAGAGCGUUGGGGAGAAGGGAGGCGUCGACGAGGCUGGACCAGCCAACAGGGAGGCGGGGGGGGGGGAGAGUGAGUCUGAAGAAGACAGCAGCAGCGAGGAAUACGACGACGACAGUAGCAGCAGUAGCGAGGAGGAGGACGACGACGACGAAACAGACGACGAGGAAGAGGAUAGCGCGGAGGAAGGGGCGGUGGACGAGCACGUGGACGACUUGACGUACUUCGAUGACGCCACGCAGCCCGACCGCAGCAGCGGCAGCGAUGACGAGUGGGACAGAUAA